Messenger RNA from Thamnophis elegans (Western terrestrial garter snake), 1948 nucleotides. It is a transcript of the gene R3HDM4, whose product is annotated as R3H domain containing 4. The coding region runs from base 88 to 906 and encodes 272 amino acids. Gene Ontology annotation, molecular function: nucleic acid binding. Lineage: Eukaryota; Metazoa; Chordata; Lepidosauria; Squamata; Natricidae. The transcript is spliced from 8 exons. The record is from RefSeq and is a predicted model, not a curated record.
UCCCGUCCUUCGGGCGUUCGGGGAGCGGAGAAAGAGGGAAGGAGGUGGAGGGGUGGGGUGGGGGUGAGGUGAGCAGGCCGGGCAGCGAUGGUGGGGCUGAAAAGGGCUGGAGGGCUGAGGGGGAGCCAGGAGGAGGAGCAGCAGCUGCCUGGAUCCCCCCUGGACCAGCCCUACGGAAGGAUUGAAGAUUGCUUGCCCCCUCUAGCCACCCCUUCCGCUAAGAGGUUUUCUCCAGCCAAACGGAAGCAAUAUUACAUUGACCAAGCCAUCCGCAACUCGGACCUCAUUCCUAAGGCUAAAGGGAAGAAGAGCCUCCAGCGUCUGGAGAACACACGUUACCUAAUGACCCUCCUUGAGCGGGAUGACUGCGCCAGUGAAGAUGGAGAUCUUGCCCAUCCUGCCUCUCCCAGCAUUUUUACUGAGGCCUGCAACAAUGAGACUUAUAUGAAGAUCUGGAAUGAUUUCAUGAACCGGUCUGGGGAAGAACAAGAACGAGUCCUUCUGUAUUUAGAAGAGGAGGCUUCAAAAAAACCAAAAAACAAAUUGCCUGAUGAAACUGAGGGCAAAUGGAAAGAGCAUCUUCCGUUCACACCCAAAGACUGUUUUCAACGCAUCAGCCGACGCUUACGAACCACCCUGAAACGAAGUCGGAUUCCUAUGGAAACCUUGGAAGGCUUGGAGGAAGAGUUGCUGGCCUUUUUUUCCACUAACCCUCAAGCUGUCUACACAGCUAUGAUGGACAACAGCUUUGAACGGCUGCUCCUUCAUGCCCUCUGCCAGUACAUGGACCUCGUCUCUGCCAGUUCAAACUACGAAGGCAAACGCCAAAUGAAGGUUAGCAACAAACGCACUGUCUUUUUGCCUCCUGAGCUGCUACUGUCCACCUACCUGGAGCAAAUGAGCUGAUACCAGCAGAAAAUGAUGUCCCUGUCCUACUCCCCGGGCCUGCUUUGGAGAUGUCUGCUUUCAUUGCUUUUUAGUACUCAACACCAAUCACAUUACACAGGAUUCGGUUCUCCCAUCUUCAUGUCAAACUUGCAGACUGAUAUCCUGUUCCGGAAUUGAGACCUUGAUGCCAUCCACAGGUUGUAUAUGGUUGCCUAGCAACUGUCCAUCUUUCCUCUUUGCUGCUUCAACACUUAGAAGGCCGCAAAGGUGGGAGUGGAGGCAGUUGUCUUAAAUCCAGAUAGGGAGAUUAAAGCCAGGCCUAUGGGAUCUGUUGACAUCCAGGCACCAUAAAACUACAAAUCCCAGCAUGACUUGCUUUUGGCCAUCUCCAAGCUGGGCCUUCUGACUGAGCAACUGAGGGAGGCCAAAGCAGGGAGGAGCCCCCACCCCAUAACAAAUAAUAGUUCAAAUUUUUUUUUUUUGCUUAGGUUAUGAUAUGCUGCAGACCAAUCCCAUCAUCCCCAACCAUCACCAGCAAUUAUCUUGUUGGUUGGAGUGAUGGAGGCUGUAGUCCACCAUGAGUGUUUUGUGAAUAGAGAGCCGGUGUGUAAAUUGAAAUAAUGAGUAAACAGUGUGACAUAUUGACCAUAGCACAUUGGGGUGGGUGGGUUAUUGUAAUCAAUUUCUCAUGUCCAAAUAUUGCUUAAAAGCACUCACUUUUUCCAUGGGGGAUUAAUAUAAAUUCAGAAGUUCCUCACUUCCAAUUCCUUUAUCAUUUUCACCCUUAAAAACUCCACAAAAAUGUUAGGUCUUCGUUCUGAAAGAUUCAGCAGCACUCAACUCUAAUGAGUAAAUAUGUCACAUUUCUCUCUGACAAGUUUAAAGUUUCUCCAGCAUGGAAGGAUUUAUAUUCCUUGCAGAAACCCCUUUAGAGGGUCGCUGAAGCACUUGGAGGUUUAUCUGUGUCCUCGGGGUCACCUGAAUAAUUCUCCUGGUUCCUGUGGCCUGCAAUUUUUUUUCCUCUGGAAAUCCAUUCCUAGUCCCACACCCUCUAAAAGGA